Salvelinus namaycush (lake trout) is the source of this 6807-nucleotide messenger RNA. Its product is annotated as protein AF-17-like. Gene Ontology annotation, cellular component: nucleus. The transcript has 18 exons. NCBI's taxonomy places the organism in Eukaryota, Metazoa, Chordata, Actinopteri, Salmoniformes, Salmonidae. Gene Ontology annotation, molecular function: nucleosome binding; histone binding. Gene Ontology annotation, biological process: regulation of transcription by RNA polymerase II. The coding region runs from base 257 to 3343 and encodes 1028 amino acids. The record is from RefSeq and is a predicted model, not a curated record.
AUGGAAAUAUUGUCAUCUUCACACAGUGAGACUAUUCUGCAGAUGUGGGCAUGCGCACUGCGUCGGUUCUACGGGGGACGGGAAGACAUCACGGAAAACUCGCUGUACCCGAACCCCACGCUGAAAUUCAUUCUUGAUUGCAGUGUAGCACGACUACCGACUACCAUGUUUGAUACACCGUUGAAGUCAGGGACUACUUGACACACUGGCGAUUUAAGUCGCCGCAAAACCGUAUAAAAUACCGUAUGGGAACAGUAUGCGGGAAAUGGUUGGAGGUUGCUGCGUGUGUUCCGAUGAGCGAGGCUGGGCUGAAAAUCCUCUUGUAUACUGUGAUGGGCACGGAUGCAGCGUCGCUGUGCACCAGGCGUGCUAUGGCAUCGUCCAGGUGCCCACUGGACCGUGGUUCUGUCGAAAAUGUGAGUCUCAGGAGAGAGCUGCCAGAGUGAGAUGUGAGCUGUGCCCUCACAAAGAUGGCGCCCUCAAGAGGACAGACAGUGGAGGCUGGGCCCAUGUGGUUUGUGCACUCUAUAUUCCCGAGGUGCAGUUUGCUAACGUUCUCACCAUGGAGCCUAUCGUACUACAGUACGUCCCUCACGACAGAUACAUCAAGACGUGUUAUAUCUGUGAGGACCAUGGGCGAGAGAGCAAGGCUGCUUGUGGCGCCUGCAUGACGUGCAACCGUCAGGGCUGUCGACAAGCCUUCCACGUCACCUGUGCUCAGAUGGCUGGCCUGCUGUGUGAGGAGGAGGGCCCUGAGGCUGACAACGUCAAGUACUGUGGCUACUGCAAGCACCAUUACAUCAAGAUGCAGAGGAAGAUGCGCUCCAGUGGAGAGAACACAGAACGCAGCUCCUUCGGCCACUCCAGGGGGCGCUCCACAUCCCCCGCCCAGGACAAACACGGCUCCCACCACCACAGGCUCAGGAAGAGUCACAAGGACAAGAUGAGGCAAAAGGAGCGGCAUAAAAAGUCAUCUGAUGGUCUGGGGUCCUCACUGUCCAGCAGUAUGGACAAGUUGUCGUCGGGUCACCACAGCAACAAGGACAGCGAGGGGAAUUCAAAGAGGUUGAGCUCUCACGGCCAGGUGGGACAUCGCAUUAAGAAGACAGGAAGCAUUGGCAAGAGCUGCUCCUCUUCCUCUUGCUCCUCCAGUCCCUUCAACACUGGUGGCGGCUCCCAAGACUUCCUCCCGUUCUCCUCUACCUCUCGUUUGGAGCGCGACCCCGACCGAGGAGCGGACGAGCAUGGUGCCGAGGAGCACCGCGACGAGCGGACCAGACGGACAGCGCCUGAGGAAGAUGACGAAGAAGAGGAGGAGGAAAAGGAAGAAGAGAAAGAAGAAGAAGAGGAGGAGGAAUUGGACAAUAGUAAAUAUCACAACAAGGCCUCUCUGCAGCCCCCGGCCCUGACCCCGGUUGACGGACCUCACGGAGGGUCGUCGCAGGGUCACGAGAGGUCAGAGGGCGAGGCCAACUCUUUUGAGACCAAGGUCACAAUCUCCACCUUCGGCUCCAUCAUGCGCAUCACUUCCUCCUCGAGUGGGCUAGGCGGCGGCAGCAGCAAGCUCCGCAAAAUCUCCUCCUCCUCUUCCUCGGGGGACUACAAGCUUUCAAAGUCGCUUCUCAAGUCCCCGCACCUAGCCACGCCCCCUAUACUGGAGGAGGCCGACGUAGAGGAAGACAAGGCCACGCCCCCACCACCGCUGCCAACACACCGGGAGAGGAGGCACCGUGGCAACAAGAAGAGCCGGCACGGACCGGGGCGCCCGCGGGGGAGCAAGAACCGGGAGCGGACGGAGAGGCGAGAGGAGGAGUACCGGCAGCACCAUCACCACACGGCUCCUGCUCCACCUCCUUCCCUAACCUCCUCCACCUCGUUCUCCUCGCUCUUCCCCAGCUCCUCCACCCUCCCCCACACAGCGUACUCCUCCACCCUGCCCACCUCCUCCCUCUCCUCCUCCUCCUUCCCCUCCUCCUCCACUUCCUCUAGCGUCAGUUUCUCCACAGGCCGCGGCUCCGGAAUCCACACCGGUCACAAGGACCCUCUGUCUUUGAGUGACGGUGUCUGUAACACCCCUCUAUCGUUGGGCGGGGGCAUAUGUAGCACCGCUCUCUCUUCAGGACUCCUGCCAUCUCACGUCUCCACGCUGUCACUUCAACCAGUCAACUCUGCCCUCAACACCCAGGUGCACCCAUGUUCCAGCUCUUCCUACAGCCUCAGCUCCUCUCAGCCAUUUAGCAGGAUCCCUUCUACUGCCCGUACACUGCCCUCACUACUGAGCCAAGCCCAGACCUCACUUCAAGAGUCCGAGAUGGACGACUGUCGCUUCCCAUGUCACGACAACUCGUCACGAGAGAGCCUUUCCUCACAGUCUCCUAUGAGCAGUCUGCCCUUACUGUUUGACCAGAGGGAGGGCGUGGGCCCUGGGGUCAGAGGUCGCCCUGAAAACGUCCCUCCAUCCAGCUCCCACAUAGAGCUCCUCCUGGAGAAGCAUGGCAACGGAGAGAUGGGAGCCAACAUUGUAGAGAUGCUCCAGUCCCUCCACUCGCUGCAGCAGGAGAACCAGCGUCUCCAGGACCAGAUUCUCAGCCUGACGGCCAAGAAGGAGCAGCUGCAGCUGCUCAAUGUGGAGCUGGCCUGUCCCUUCCCCCCGCAGGUCCAUCACUCCCACCACUCCGCCCAUGGCCUAGUGCCCACCACCACCCACGCCCACAUCAGCUUCCUCUCCUCCGCAUACGGUCAGAUUCAGAAAGCCCUCCUCAUCCUCCACUCCUCACUCAUCUCCUCUCAGAAGCUUUCCAUCCUCCUUACCUCAUUCGUUGUUAGAGUUAACCCCCUCAGCACCAAUAAGAGUCCCCUGUCUAAAAGCUGCUUCCUGAAUGACACCUCCUUCAUCACCUCAUCCGAGGAGCUCCACUCUGGUAGUCCCUCCCGCAGUAGCUCCUCCCUCUCCUUCCAGAGCACUCCGCCCCCUCAGCAGAGCCCCGCCUCCUUCGGCCAGCCCUUGCUGAACGGGCUGGGUGGGCGGGUUUUGACUGACAGCCUGGGGGGCCUCAGUCAGGCCAGCAGUUCCAUGGUGGGCGGGCUCAUGGCCUCCCAAGCAGGAAGUCCCCAGCUGAACAUGAACGGCGUGCUGGGCAGCCUGAACGGGGUGAUCCAGUCACCUGUCCAGAACGGCCCCCAGCCCACCCUGCCGGCCCUGCGGCCCCAGCCUCCUCCUUUGGGCCCCCAGGCACUGGCACAGGGCCUGCAGCUCCCCAAGAGCAUGAGUCCGAGCAGCAGGUGGUGGUCUAUCAGAUGCUGCAGCAGCAGCGGCAGAGGGAGCUACAGCGACUCACGCUAACCGGGGCCCUCACCUCCACCCCCACUUCCCAGUCCCCCAACCUGGGGGCCUCGCCACUGCAGGGUGGCCAGGGACACCCCCUCUUCGGCCUGCAGGAUAAUGCACUUCACAAGCCCGGGGUGAGUGUCGAUAUGCAGUUGUUCGAGACUCCUUAUUUGAAUAGACCAUUGUAUAGGUCAAUUCUUGAUCAACUGAAGCUUUAAAAAAUGAACUGCUUUCUAGGAGGUUGACUUGCUUCGUAACGCUGUUAAACCUGAUGAUAUACUGUAGCUGUAUACUCCAUCAAUGUUGAUAAAUGUAUGUGUGGGCCGAACAUCUAAACUCACAGGUCAGUUUUAAAUGUGUUUGAUUUCAGGGGGUGGGAGAGAAGGGCGGAGACAAGAAUGGCUGACAUGUCAUCUUCAUGUCUGAACUGUUGCAGCUGUAACAGCAGCUAUAACAGCAGCUAUAACAGGGGAAAGGAAAGUAAUUGAGCUGUUCCAUCCAGAAACUAAUGUCACCUUUAAUCUCCACCUGAAAGACUCUUGAACUCUCUGUCUUCUAUCAUCUCUGUCUUUCCCCCUCUUUUAUGAAUGUAUAAUGGAUUCCAUUUAAACGGUUAUGUUUUUUUUAAUGCAUUGAAUUCCUUUUAUAUGAGAACGUUUUUUUCUUCUAGGUCUGUACGUGUGUAGGCAGCUUUCAGAGAGCAUGAAUACAGUGGUCUGUAAUUGAAUUGCACUAAUCUGUUAGCUAGACCAAUUGGGUUCGCUCUUGUAGCAGAGCCAGAGACUCUGGAGUCCUGACUGUAAAUGUGGAGAGUAUUGGGGUCCAGCAUAGAAAUUGGACUCUGGUGAUCAAUUCCAAGUCAACCCCUAGCCGCUACUCUCAAGGCACUUCCUGAGAUCUGAAAUGAUUAGAUGGGCGUAAACAAUAUGAUGACUAUUCCACCUAGCCAAUCAGAAGACAAGGUAAAUCAAUGACCUUAUAACUUUAAACCUAUCCAAUCCUUUUAGAUCUACUGGAGUGCCUAUGGGUAGGGCUAAGUGUCGACUUGGAAUUUGGGUGUGAGUGUUUUGGGCCAAAGUGUCCUUAGGCCAUAACUUUACUGAAGCACUGACCCUCCACUUAAGCAAUUAUACCCCUGUGGAACCAAUGUAUGUAUCCCUCCAAACAUCCUUGUUGAGGACAAACUGUCUGACACCUCUCUAAACAUCAACUGUCUUCCUCAAGGUCUGUCUUCCUUUCAUUGUCUUCCCUCCCAUAUAUUGUACAACUAUGCUAUUCCUAUUCUACCCUAUUAAAUGUCACAGCUACAGACUGGCACCAAAUGAUCUGGGGACUGGCAUUGACAGUGUAGAAUGCUAACUAUGCCUCAGUCCACCCCUGAGAAUUUAGAGAGAAUGUAUGAUGUUCAAUAUGUGUGCCACUGCCGAGAUUAAUCCAACGAAACCAAACAUUUGAAUAUUGUCAAAGUAAAUAUGUAAGAAAUUCAUAUUUUUGUUUCCUCAACCCAUGUGUACUUUGCUGAUAUAGAACCUAAUAAGGGACAUUUGGUACUUACUGUUUCUAGGCUACUUGGAACUGACAAGUUAGUGAUGGAUUAGUAUGAAUAUUUUGCACUCUAUCCUGAAGUGUUAGUGUUUUCUUAUUUGUUUCGGUUGUACAUAUUGUUCUUUUGAUGCCCGGAAAACGAGUUGUUCUUUUAGCAAUACUGUAUAGUUGUCAAUGCCUUAAAAUAACGCUAGAGUUACUGAGGAAAAUCAACACACCCAUAACAGCCAAAAGGCAGCUUCUUUUCUCUUCUCCAUUUCUUAAUCUAGUUUUUGUUCUGGUUACAUUUACCGUUAUUUCAGAUUUAGGCGCAAGCACUCUUUUCAAUCUUACCAUUUAUACUAUUGAUAGGCAACGGUGAUCAUGUCAACAAUUGUACAAUGAAAAUAUGUUUAUUGGUAAGUCUCAAAUCAUCUGUAAUUGUGUCUUAAGAUGCUGCUCAUUGUUCUGUUUCUUAGAAGAACUAACAAGCAACAUCCCAUGUUAGAUGGUAUCACUUUACUUGGUCGUAAGAUCUAUAAAAGGCUGUCAUAGUAAUGACAUAGCAGUCAUGGUAUUUGUGACUAUGUUCUUAUACAAUUGUGACUCAAACUCUUAUUGCUUUCGUCAGGUCAGUGUUGAAUCAAUUGUCAUCAGGUGACUUCAUCUGUUAUGAUACGACUGCCUAUGACAUCUGUUACGUCAUUCUAGUAACACCAUUAUGUCUACAGUAUGUCUUACUACUGAGAUCAUGAUGCCAAGUCACAAAUGUUACCAUUCAGAACACAUAGGCAACUCGGAGACUCUAAUAUGUAACUUUCUUUACUGCCUGCUGCAUCUACUUUCUUGUGUGGCACAUAAUAACAGGUCCUUCUGUGCUGGGAUCAAGCUAAUCUAUUAUCAUUGGCCGUUCUCCCAGGUCUUUUAACUCACUGUUAGACUGGAAUAAUAUUUUUCCUUUGUGGUGUUCGUUACUCAUCUUAUUUUAUCAUUUCCUAAUUUAACUAUGGUCAAAGGUCAUUUCCAAAUGUGUAUUGGUUUUCUGUUUGCAACCUCGAUAUUGACCUCCCGUACAUGUGAUGUCGGUAAGUAUUGGAACUGUUCUGUUUUUUGUAGUUAGUUGUCAGUGAGGAACUUUCAAGCGACUAUGUUAGUUGGUAAAAUACUGUACCAACGAGACUAUAGGAGAAUGUUAACGUUGAUAACACAUGAGCCUAUUCCUCCAUAUUGACAGGACUUCCAAAGGAGGUCUGCGGUUGAACAAGUACGUCCUUAUGAGUUGUUGUACGAUUAAGGUAAAAAUCUAGGAAAGAACAUGUCGAAGAGAUUGUUUUUGACUGAAAGAGUACUGCGAAGGAAUCUUGAAAGGGAAUCUUUCCCAUGUUGCACUGGGGCGAUUUGGCCCAAUGAAAUGUAAAUCAUUUUUUUAAUAUACUUUUGUUGUUUUUUAUUGUUUGAGUACAAAUUGUAUACUUAAAUGUGUUUGUGUAUAGACACAUUCAUUUUCUAAGCUUUGAAGUUGGGUAACCAAGAUAAUCCAUGUUGUUAUGUAUGUAUGUCGUUAUGUGUAUCUGUUAUGUAAUACAGCAUAUUUAAGCACCUCUCUCUCAAUGAAGUUUGAUGAAAAUGGAACUAACUUCUUGGGACAUAAAAUGCAUGAAAUGCAGUUAAGUCUCGCAAAUCAGUAGCUAAAUACCAAGUUAGACUACGCAUAGUUUUUAAAUGCAUUGUUCUCAAAAAAUGUUUUAUGAAAUUUAAAUUGAGCACUGCAUUUGAGAAAAGACAAGCAUUGUUGUCAAUGUACAGUGUAUUUGUUUGAGAGAAUUAAUCAACAAUGAAUUUGCCAAUAUUCAGACUUAAUGCCCCUGUAAAGUAUUUUGAUAUUUUUGUGUAAAAAUUAAAAAGGUACAAUUAAGACGACUGAACUUUUACUGUCAAUAAAUGUAUUUUACUGA